This is a messenger RNA of Bradysia coprophila, 2967 nucleotides long. Its product is annotated as chromatin-remodeling complex ATPase chain Iswi-like. Gene Ontology annotation, molecular function: DNA binding; ATP binding; histone binding. The record is from RefSeq and is a predicted model, not a curated record. Gene Ontology annotation, cellular component: chromatin; nucleus. NCBI's taxonomy places the organism in Eukaryota, Metazoa, Arthropoda, Insecta, Diptera, Sciaridae. Gene Ontology annotation, biological process: nucleosome organization.
AGCAGACAUAUCAUCGCGCUGUUAUAUUGUUUGUUAGAGCUAAGUUAUUAUUUACCUAUAUCAUGAGUGGCAGCACAGAACCGAAUCGUCAUGGAAAAACGAAAAUGAUCAAGAAGAAGCCGCAAGGAUCAACCGCUGACCAUCGUCAUCGUAAAACGGAAAAGGAGGAAGAUGCUAAGGAAAUGAGUUUGGAGACGGACGAAAAUACCCCGAAGCUGUAUCGAUUCGAAUCGUCACCGCAAUACAUUAAAGGCGGACAGAUGCGUGACUACCAGAUCCGUGGUUUGAAUUGGUUGAUUUCGUUGUACGAGAAUCGAAUCAACGGAAUAUUGGCUGAUGAGAUGGGUCUGGGAAAAACGUUGCAGACAAUCUCGCUCCUUGGAUAUCUGAAGAACAUCUUGAACAUUGACGGACCUCAUAUCGUCAUCGUGCCGAAAUCGACUUUGCAGAAUUGGUUGAACGAAUUCAGAAAGUGGUGCCCAUCUUUAAACGCACUGACUCUGAUCGGAACGAGCGAUGAUCGCAAGACGUUGAUCGAAGAUGUGUCGAAGCGUAACGACUGGGACGUGUUAAUAACCAGCUACGAAAUGUGUUUGCUGGAAUCAGCCUUCAUCAAAACGUAUCGGUGGACGUAUUUGAUCAUUGAUGAGGCCCAUCGCAUCAAAAAUGAAAAAUCCAAAUUGUCGGAAAUGGUACGCCAGUUCAAGACGAGGCAUCGAUUGUUGUUGACCGGAACGCCGUUACAAAACAAUUUGCAUGAGCUGUGGGCAUUGCUCAAUUUUUUGCUUCCUGAACAAUUCAAUUCGUCGGACAAUUGGUUUGACACAAACAAUUGUCUUGGUGACGAUACGUUGGUGAAACGAUUGCACGCCGUGCUGAAACCGAUUUUGUUGCGUCGUAUCAAAUCGGAGGUGGAAAAGUCGUUGUUGCCCAAGAAGGAACUGAAAAUCUUUGUCGGAUUGUCGAAAAUGCAACGGGAAUGGUAUACGAAGAUUUUGAUGAAGGAACUGCAUGUCAUAAACGGUCAUGGUUCCACAAAAAGCGUCGGUUUGCAUUCAAUUUUAAUGAAUCUGCGUAAAUGUGCCAAUCAUCCGUACUUGUUCGAUGGCGCCGAACCGGGACCUCCGUACACCACCGCCGAACAUUUGGUAUACAAUUGCGGCAAAAUGAUAAUUUUGGAUAAAUUACUACCUCGACUCCAGGCGCAAGGCUCCCGGGCUUUGAUUUUUUCCCAAAUGACCCGAAUGUUGGACAUUCUCGAAGAUUACUGCGACUGGCGAAAAUAUGAGUAUUGUCGUUUGGACGGACAAACUGCUCAUUCGGAUCGCGAUGCCCAGAUUCAAGAGUACAAUGCACCGGAUAGUAAGAAAUUUAUCUUCAUGUUAUCUACUCGUGCCGGUGGUCUGGGUAUUAAUUUGGCUACUGCUGACGUCGUUAUUAUCUACGAUUCCGAUUGGAACCCUCAGAUAGAUUUACAGGCAAUGGACCGGGCACAUCGAAUCGGUCAAAAGAAGCAGGUGCAGGUGUUCCGGUUAAUUACAGAGAAUACGAUUGAAGAGAAGAUUAUCGAACGAGCGGAAAUUAAGUUACGUUUGGACAAAAUGGUCAUACAGCAAGGUGGUCGGUUGACUGACUCUAAAACAAAUACUUUGCAAAAGAAUCACUUGCUGAACAUCAUUCGGUUUGGAGCGGAUGCCAUUUUUGGGGCUAAAGAUGCGGACGCUAUAUUAGAAUGCGACAUUGAAGCAUUACUGAAAAUGGGCGAAGAGAGAACUGCAGAACAGAAACAAGCGUUGGACAAACUGGGUGAAAAUUCGCUGCGAAAUUUUACACUAGACGCACCGUCCUCCGUGUAUCAAUUCGAAGGUGAAAACUACCGUGACAAGCAUCGGCCUAAGAUUGCAGACACUUGGAUAGAACCACCGAAACGGCAACGAAAGGUGGCGAAUUAUGUCAUCGAUUCCAUAUUCAAGUAUGUUGGAAAUACGGAACAAAAGGCACCGAAACCACCGAAACAGCCGAACGUUGCAGAUUAUCAGUUCUAUCCACGACGAUUGUUUGAUAUUUUAGAACAGGAGAUUCGUUGUUACCGUAAUGCAAUGCUGUACACCGUUCCGUUGAAACCAGAGCUAGGAGCAAAUGCAUCGAAGGUACAACGUGAAGAGCAGAAAAAAAUUGAUGAAGUCCAACCGCUGACCGAAGAAGAAUUGGCCGAAAAGGAGCUCUUGCUAUCUCAGGGCUUUUCAAAUUGGUCCAAACGAGACUUUUCGCAGUUUGUCAAAAUGAAUGAACGGUUCGGCCGGGACGACAUAAGAAACAUUUCAAAAAGCAUCGACGGUAAAACGCCUGAAGAAGUCGUUCAGUAUAGUGUCGUGUUCUGGCAACGUUGCAAAGAAAUACAAGACAUAGAUCGGUUUAUGUCGAAAAUUGAACGGGGCGAAGCGAAAAUUCAAAUGAAGGUGUUGCUCAGACGGGCUCUGGACACUAAAAUGGCUUCAUAUCGCGCACCGUUUCAUCAGUUACAAAUUUCGUACGGAAACAGCAAGGGCAAACAUUUCACCGAAGACGACGAUCGAUUUUUGCUGUGUAUGCUGCACCUUUUGGGGUUUGACAAAGAGAAUGUGUACGAUGAGCUGCGAGUGGCUGUUCGAUCGGCACCUCAAUUUCGCUUUAAUUGGUUCCUGAAAGGGCGCACAGCAAUGGAGCUGCAGCGUCGUUGUAGUACAAUAAUAUCGCUGGUCGAACGUGAAUAUCAGGAGCAAGAAGACAAUGAUCGUCGUGACAAAAAGAAAAAAUCAACAAAACCAACAUCGUCCGGCAUUCUGAAAUUGAAAGUGAGAGUAAGCAAGUGAAAUUUAUGGAGGAUUUUUAAUCGUGUUUUUUCUUGAGUGAUUUUGUGUUCAUUCAAUUUGAGGAUUUUUAAGACGCAUAAUGACGUUCCAGUUGGGUUUUAUUGUUUUAAACCAU